Messenger RNA from Neltuma alba, 2906 nucleotides. RefSeq names its product protein OBERON 3-like. Gene Ontology annotation, biological process: root meristem specification; maintenance of root meristem identity; maintenance of shoot apical meristem identity. The transcript is spliced from 2 exons. Lineage: Eukaryota; Viridiplantae; Streptophyta; Magnoliopsida; Fabales; Fabaceae. The record is from RefSeq and is a predicted model, not a curated record. Bases 349 to 2736 code for a protein of 795 amino acids. Gene Ontology annotation, cellular component: nucleus.
GAAGAAAGUUACAGUCAAAGUGGUCCACUUAGGUAAUUCUGUCCAUUUCACAGGGCUAAGACUGUAAACACGGCCAUUUCUGAAGAAAAAGCAACGCUUUCUUUUGUUUUUGGCGUGUAAAACCUUGAAAAUCCUGCCGUUGCAGACCAGGGCUAUGGCGUUUUGAGGAAUCGAUCCUCCAGAGCCCCCCGAAGAACAAAAAAAAAAAAAAAAAAAACCCACCCACUGCCCCCGAUUCUCCGUUCAUUUUCCGAGUUAUCCUUUGGCUCUCUCUCUCUCUCUCGUUCUGUCUGUCUGUCUGGGGUGAGCCUCUCUCUCUCUCUAUAUCUCUGGUUGGUUGUCUCAGCCAUGAUUAGAGGGAAAGAUCUUCCUAAUGGUCUUGACUCUGAUGGGGAGAACUCUCGGAGCAAGCUGUCAAAGCCCAAUUUUGACCGUGGCAAGGAGAACCCUGAAGAGAAAUUAGGUUAUCCGGGAAAGGGUGCGUAUUUUCUGAAGGAUUCAGAGGCGGGUAGUGAUGGAAUUCUAUUGAAACCCUCUAAAGUCGGGACUUCGGCCUUGCAAGAGCUGACCCUCAGCUACCUUUGUGAUAAGGAGAUUCCUGGUAAAAGCUUGCUGAGUUCCUUAGAAAAAGUCAGUUGCAAAGGCAAAGAAGUUAUCAUCUCGGAGGAUUCAAAUCGGGAUGAGAAAUGGGUCGAACGGGAUUUUCUGAAUUUGAGCGAAACCAGGGAGAAUUCUUCAAAGCGAUCGGUUGAAGAAGAGGUUGUGAGGGAAAAUAAGGACAAGAAGCAGAAGCUGGAGACGCUUAAUCUCUCUCUUGCCUUGCCUGAUGUCUCCCUUUCUCUUACGGCGUCAAACGCCCUGCAAAACGGUGAUCAGCCGGUGAGGCCAAGGCCUAGCAAACCGUCAGCGACUACGUAUUCAAAUGAUCAUACAGCGGCUUCUCUAUCUUACUCGUAUUCCCAUCCCUUCUCGCACAACCCAAGUUGCUCGCUUACCCGUAAUUCUACAGAUUUUGAUUAUUCCGUUAGCAAAGAUGAUCAUAUUUGGAACUGCGGAGAGGGGACGAAUGGGUCAGUGCAUAGUCGGUUCAAGCCCAUAGGAGAUGGGGUUGCCUUGUCUAAUCAUGGUGGUGGUGGGUAUAAUUCGACCAUGCAGGGUAAUAAUAGUCAGUAUAAAACUACAAGUUCAGAUAACCAUUCUUUUUUUCCGUCGGAAUUACCUGCCAGGCCAAGAUUUGAAGCUCAGUCAGGGGACUCGAGAGGAAGGAAUUCUGAGAAUCUGAGAGUAUUGGAAGGUUUAGAUGGUGGGAAAGUAAGGAAGCUUUCUAGACCAGAGAAAAUUCUCAGAGAGAUCGUGUCGGAGUCUGUCCCAACCAUGGCUGCUCAGUUUCAAGAGCUUACUGAUGAAGUGAUUGCAUCGACGAAGGAAUACUUAAAGAAUCUCAUUGAGAUGCCCGAGAAGAAAGAGGAAAUGGUCAACCUUCAAAAUCGGCUUGAGCGAAGAUCUGACUUUACUAAGGAGACUCUUUCGAAGUGCCACAAAGGGCAACUUGAGAUUUUAGUUGCUGUCAAGAUGGGGCUUGCAAGCUUCUUAUCUGGCAAAGUCCCCUUCUGUGAGAUGGUAGAGAUUUUCUUGCAUAUGAGAUGUAGAAAUGUGAACUGUAAGCGCGUGCUGCCGGUUGAUGACUGUGACUGCGAGAUUUGUUCUGGAAAUAAAGGAUUUUGCAGUUCUUGCAUGUGUCCUGUCUGUCUGAACUUUGAUUGUGCAAACAACACAUGCAGUUGGGUUGGUUGUGAUGUUUGUUUCCACUGGUGCCAUGCUGCCUGCGGCAUUAAGAGGAAUCUUAUCAAACCUGGGCCUAGCUUAAAAGGGCCAUCAGGGACCACUGAGAUGCAGUUUCAUUGCAGUGGAUGUGGACAUCCUUCAGAAAUGUUUGGCUUUGUUAGAGAUGUGUUCGUAUUUUGUGCAAAGGAUUGGGGUCUAGAAACCCUGGUGAAAGAACUUGACUGUGUAAGGAGGAUCUUCAAAGGAAGUGAAGAUCGCAAAGGGAAGGAAUUGCAUGUCAAAACUGAUGACAUGCUCUUUAAGCUUCAAACUAAAACGGUGUCUCCUUUGGAUGCCUGCAAUUACAUCCUACAAUUUUUCAAUUAUGCAGAUGGCAUGUCAGACUUUCCUGCUUCCGGUAUAUCUUCAAAGGAUUUGUCAGCAUCUCAAGCUAAUCUUAGAAAGGAAGCAACAUCUCUUUCACAAUCUAAUUCUCUAAUGUCAAAAUAUACUUAUAACUCGAGCUAUUCAAGGUCACAAUGUGAUGCUCUGUCAAAUGAUCUUCAUCAGAAAGAUAUCAAAGCUUCCAUCUUAAAUGAAUUGAAAAGUGAGAGUGAGUUCCAGCUGGGGGCCCUGUUAAGAAAAGGUGGGCUUGAUAGCUUGGAGAGCAUUGUGAGGAUUAAGGAAGCGGAGGCCAGAAUGUUCCAAACCAAGGCAGAUGAAGCCCGGAGAGAAGCUGAAGGGUUCCAGAGGAUGGUGAGGACGAAAAUUGCGCAGAUGGAAGAAGAGUAUGCUGAAAGGCUUGCCAAGCUCUCUCUCCAAGAGACUGAGGAAACGCGGAGGAAGAAAUUGGAGGAAUUGAAGGUCUUAGAAAAUUCCCAUUGUGAUUACUUUAAAAUGAAAAUGAGAAUGCAAGCUGAGAUUGCCGGUUUGCUGGAGAGAAUGGAGGCAACGAAGCAGCAAUGGGUUUAACUUAGUACAAGAAUAAUUUAUUUUUAAGAAUAUGCUAAAAUGGGUGUAAUUUAUUGAUAUGGUGCCAUAUGAAUGUUCUGUUUCUCGCUAGAAUAAGUUAUUUUUGGUCGAUAAAUUUGAAUAUUGGUAGUGCUUAAUCCAUCAGUUUACUUCACAUGUUGAGAGCCCAA